Penicillium waksmanii is the source of this 1803-nucleotide messenger RNA. RefSeq lists its product as uncharacterized. Lineage: Eukaryota; Fungi; Ascomycota; Eurotiomycetes; Eurotiales; Aspergillaceae. The record is from RefSeq and is a predicted model, not a curated record. Bases 1 to 1803 code for a protein of 600 amino acids. The transcript has 4 exons.
AUGCAGCAAAUUUCAAGCAAGACACAAGUUCAACCAGGAUUAAACCCUCCCAAAAUUCAACCGCUGCAGAAUACAACUCGGCCCUCGGCCCCCGUAAAGCGCGGAAGCUCGGACAGGUCGGGAUUCGCCAACAGACCCCAACCACAAAGCCCUCGUCAACGUGGGAAGCCAAGAGCAGGACCGCCUCGAAUUUCCCCCAGGGCUCCUUCUGGUCCCGCUGAGAGACGCAAUUUACCCGCAACGGAACGCAAUGUCCCGGUGACGCAAAAUAUCGCGACCAUUAUUCAGCGCCCACGCAUCCCCGACUCGGUGAUAGCGAGACGAAAGGAACCCCCACCUCAUGAGGUCAAUUGCAAGGUAGGGCAAACCAUAAACCGGGCAUGGGAGGAAUAUUCUGCUAACUCCCCAUUCUUAUUCAAGCUGAUGUUUCACUGGCCUCCCGAAGAUGGCCUGACUAUGAAAAGUUGCUUUGGUGCAGAUCUUGAAGACCUGGAUUCUCUGCGAAAAACCUGGCGGGUCCAUAUCUACAUCCAGCAUGAUCUCAAUAAUUAUCUCUGUGUGGCCAGUGAUCAAAGCUUCGAUCGAAAGGAAAUGGUUCAAAUUCUCCACAAAGUUGUCAUCUCAAAGUCCAAUGGAAUUCACCAGCCGACUCUCCAAAAAGAUCCAAACAAUCAACUUCAACCCCUACAAACCGAAAGGAAUAAACACAAGGCAGCUGCUCCAUCCGUCGAGAAUCUCAUGUCAGGUGUUCAAGCAGUCAAUCAUAACCUCAUUCGCAGCCAUCUUGACCGAUGCCUGAGCCUGAUCAAAUACGUUGAUGCCCAGGUUGGCGUCAGAGUCAAAUUCGGGACUUUCAUAGUGAGCCGAUGGAAAACUCCAGGCGGCUCAGCCAGCUAUCCGCUACAUAAAUUCCCAGAAAUGCUUCGAGAUGAAAAAUGGCAAGGGCGUCUCGUACCAGGCCUCAGCCUUAGCCAAGCCAACCUCCUCAGGCGAUGCUUGCAAGCCCAGGAUACCCUCCUUCCCAUGGGAACAGCAAAAGGCAUCCCCAACGCAGGACUAAGCCCCGACACAAUGAGAACUCUGCACUCAGCGAGCUUCGAAUUUGCACGCGCUGAAAAAUCAACAACCACUUUCCGCUUGGACGUCAAUUUCAACCAGGACCAUAGCGCGAUUGAAUCCGGAUCGGCUCAAUACCGCUGGUUCAAGACGCCAACAGGGGCUACACGCCUGCCACCGCUUCAACUUGCUAUGAUCGAUUUCGACAGGGCCGACUGGGAGAUCGGACUAGAUUUCUUGGAGCCAUUAGCCAAAGAAGAUCUCAGUGAAGCUCAGAUUGAGUUUGCAAAUAACGUGAAGCUUGAUCCCUUCCGCGGUGCAGCCCCAAUCAGCUCACAACCGAGACGGAGGGUCAUGUUCUCGGACACUGCAUUGAUUUCGAAGCUAAUUCAAAAGACCGCCAUCCAGUUUAAAGUUACAGGCACAGACUACGUGCUGGAAGUGGGCCGGUUUGAAGAAUCUCAAUACUCUUUGACAGGUCGUACGCGGUGGACGCCGCCCAGCAUCCAAUGGGGCGCUUGCGUCACAUCUCCGCGAUGGAAUAACCUACUUAAUGACAAGAAAAAAAGGCUGGAUAAGUUAGGGCUUGGUUCACUUUUCCCACGCGUGAGCGACUUUCAUGACUUUUUAAAGAUUGUCAAGAAGAUUUCCGAGAUACUCGGCCCAAUGCCGCAAUCAGGAGACAGUGAUGAGGGAAAUGGAGACCUGGCUGGGGUUUUAGACUCCGAGCUUGGGACAUUGUUCUGA